CCAAGCUGUGACCCUCUCACCUCUCACCUCUCACCUCUCGCCCUCUCACCCUCUCACCCUCUCACCCUCUCACCCUCUCACCCUCUCAACCCUCCUUAGGUACCGACGUUUACCAGGUAUCAUCCAUCGUCUCUCUCGCUCUCCUACUUCUCUCCCUACGAAUUUCAUUGGUGAAUGUAACCACAAACAUCCAACAAAUCAAAAACAACCCCCAACCUUCCACGCCUUUUCUUACUUCUACUUCGUACAUUCCCUACCAGACCUUUUACAACGUCGCACGCAGUCCGCAGAUCCGCACUCAACUGCACUGCAAUUUUUAUAUUCCUUGUCUUGGAAACCUUUUCGUUCCUGACGUCCUUCACUUAUUCACACUCUCUUGUUCACUGGGCCGUUUCCUAUUUUCUAAUCGUCCCCGAAUCCUUCUCCCCCUCCCCCGGGUGCCCUAGACCAUUUUCGACUUUUCCAAACCUUCAACUUUAUGCACUGGUCUGCUACCUAGAUUUCGAGUUUCCCUGUAGGCAAAUCCAACUAUACACAAAUUGUCGCAACUUCGCACACACAUCCAUCAACCUUUAACGUUUGUACAGAAGAGCGAUUCGAUUAACUUUGAUCCCCAUUCGAGCGAGCGAUACAGUCACCAUUAAGAUUUAGAAUAAAUCAAUUCCUUCUCAACAAGAAUACCCACCUUGUACACGACCGUCUUCACAAUUGGCCCAUAGAUCUAUCUAUUGUUGGAUCGUGAAACUCACAGUCGCCAUUUCCUUACUUUCUAUCCACUGUGAUCCAUCGACGAAUUUACGCACCCUUUCCCAUUAUCACGACGAAUACAUAUUACAGAAGCAGAGGAGGCAAGAGACACAUUAGGAUUAUUGGAGAAAUUUAGAAAUCGGCGGAACUUGAAGAUACAACCUACGCUGGCGACGACGGUGCUCGAGUUGUCGAGCUGUUCAACAGUCGAUCGACAACCACCGCAGUCAUGUUCAUCAACACAACAUGCAAUGCGACGCUGGAUGAUAUGCGAAUUGGAAUGUCGGAAGAAGUGUUGGUAGGAAAUUUCACAUUCCACGAAUUGGGUAUAGUAAUUUCCGCGGCGGCGGCCUUGAUCGCCAUCCUUCUCUCACUAUAUCUCAUGUGGAUGCAUGCACUGCAUUAUACAAAGCCCUAUGAGCAACGACACAUCAUCCGCAUCCUCUUCAUGGUUCCGAUUUAUUCAGUGGCCUCCUUCCUUAGUUUUUGGCAAUAUUGGCAUGAGAUAUAUUAUAGUGUGAUAUCAGAGUGCUACGAAGCAUUCGCCAUCGCCUCUUUCUUUGCCCUCCUAUGUCAUUAUAUUGCUCCCGAUCUUCACAAUCAAAAGAUUUACUUUCGAAGCGCAGUUCCGAAGCCAUGGGUUUGGCCGGUAACUUGGAUGUGGAAAUGUUGUGGUCGUGAUAAGGGUCCUUGGAGAACACCAAGAAGUGGCUUGACGUGGUUCAACAUUGUAUGGGCUGGUGUCUAUCAAUAUUGUUUUAUUAGGGUUACCAUGACCAUUUUAGCCGUGGUCACUGAAUACUUUGGCAAAUAUUGUGAUUCUUCGGAUUCUCCAGUAUUUGCUCACAUCUGGAUUCUAGUCAUUGAAGGUGCCGCCGUAACAAUUGCGAUGUUUUGUCUUAUUCAAUUCUACAUUCAACUACGUACUGAUCUUUCUCCACAUAAACCUUUCCUUAAAGUUGUUGCUAUCAAAGCAGUCAUCUUCCUAUCCUUCUGGCAAAGCUUUGCCAUUAGUAUUAUGAUGUCAUCUUCCAUUGGCCUUGUCCAACCAACCAAAUAUUUAGCAUAUCCUGAUCUGAAGAUUGGUAUCCCUAACAUGUUACUCUGUAUCGAAAUGGCUAUCUUUUCGAUUUUGCAUUUGUUCGCAUUUCCUUGGAGACCGUAUGCUUCAGAUGCGACGCCAGUUAAAUACCCAAGUUCAACCGGUGGUGGUUUAGAGCCGAUUGGUCCUAAGCAAGGUGGUCCUCUUGGAAUCAUGGCUUUCGUUGACGCCAUGAACCCAUGGGAUCUCGUCAAGGCGUUUGCUCGAAGUAUGCGUUGGUUGUUCGUAGGUGUCAAGCAUCGGGAGACCGACCCUUCAUACAAGCCGGCAUCUUUCAAUAACGACAACGACAUGUCUCUUCAAUCUACAAACUCGGAACCAGAUACAUCACACAAAGGACGGGAUGAUGGUUUACCGAUUGCCAACGAGUUUAGACAGAAUACCUUCGGUAGUAACAAAGGAGCCAUGGAAGGCGAGGAAGGAGUUGGUCUAAUUGAUAACGCACAACCUAACCCUACAAACCUCAACCAUUCAGGCUACAUCCCAGCAGCUCAACGUUAUAACUCCCAAGGAUUAGAUAUCACCGCGAAUGGUGCGCGAUAUAACGACCCAGAUCGCCUGAUGACAUACAAUCCAAGUCCCGGCUCAAUGCGGAGGCAGGAGAAUCCUAUUGGAAUUGCAGUAACCGGAGAACCAGAAGCAUACUUAACUCAAGUAGCACAAACACCAUAUCUUAUACGACCGGUAUCGCCAUACAGUGUACGACAAUUAUCAGAACCAGAAAGGUUUCUCGAGCAAAAACGAGCUCAACGAGCGGCAGAAAAAGCUGCACGAGAUCGCGCCGAUCAAGAAGCACGUGAACGAAGUGUAGCACCAUCAGAACAAUGGGCUAAUUCAAGAAGGCCUAUACACCCAAAUGAGCCACCGAGUCAUGUCCAUAACGCAUUAUGGGGAUCACAAACGCAAUCACCCCCGAACACGGAUAGAUAUUCAUAGGGAAAGAUUCACGGCCUGUUGUAUAAAACUUUUUCUUUGACAAACAAAUUCGAUAUGCAUCUCGUCAAAAAUUGGGAAGCCUCAAUGGAUGCCUACUGCAUGUAACAUUGGGAAUGGGGAUAAACUUUCAUGGAAAGGGCGUUGGGCGGUGUUUUUUUUUAAUGAGGGGAAAUUAUGAUUUGAUGCGCUUGCGCCAAUAUACAUUCGUGGGGCAUCUGCCUGGCAGUUUUUUAUUAUUGAGGGGAUUGGGUAGAAUUUGGCUCCUAGGCUGGUUGUGUUUAGUGGCUGUAUAAUCAGCGCCAAUCGCAAAGUUCAUUUGUGAAUAGGAAUAGCCUCAAAAGCUCAUGUGUUAUUGGAACAUGGUAAUUAUUGAGCUGGAUUCAUGUGGAAUACCAGGUUAAGGCGUUUUCGAGAUUGAAAAUGUUAGUUUGGAUUCAUAGCAAUUCAUAACAUGACAACUCGCGGGGUGGGGAACAAAUACAGAGAGGGAAAUGGAAACUGUGUGUGAUAGUUAAAUAGUAAACUGUUUGAGGAACUUUACAAAUGAUGCAAUUUCUGGUGUCUGAAUUGUUAUGAGUUUUUAGUGGGAAUACGAUGCUAUGU
Botrytis porri is the source of this 3388-nucleotide messenger RNA. RefSeq lists its product as uncharacterized. Bases 977 to 2785 code for a protein of 602 amino acids. Gene Ontology annotation, biological process: transport. The transcript has 4 exons. Lineage: Eukaryota; Fungi; Ascomycota; Leotiomycetes; Helotiales; Sclerotiniaceae. The record is from RefSeq and is a predicted model, not a curated record. Gene Ontology annotation, molecular function: transporter activity.